AUGCCCCAUCAUCGUCAUGCGCACCGACUUUAUCUUCAGCCGUGCCCUUAUCAGGCGGAUGAUCGUAAGCAGUUCACCGCGGAGCAGGUGCUGAUCGUCUCCGACGAUGGUGUAAAGAAUCUCGCAGCGAAAGUGAGGGGCUGGAGGAGCCUCAGAAAUGGAAAGAUAUUGCCAAAAAUCAGGACGGUGCUCAAUAAGAUGCUUUCUCGCGAUUUUGUUGUACCUGUGCGUAAAGAUAUAGUAAGAAGAGGCUCUCGCUUCUCGCUGAAUACCCAUUCUCCGGGCGAUGGUUUGAAUUUCACCUCGAUAUCUUCCUCGCACGAGGACCCGCGGGUCGAUGAGAAAGCAUUCGUGGUACGGACUGAAGAAACAUGGACUGAAACGACUGGCACCAUGGUCCUCCGCGAGAGGCAUGGACAGGACACGAAUCUUCUCCUGCUAAAGUGCAGAAAACUCGAAUUUGGUUUCCCCGAGUUCGAUGAUUCGUGCUUCGAUCGCCUCCAGCGCAUUCUCUUGGAGAUUAGAUAUACUUCCAACCUUGGUCGGGAAUGUUAUGGUACUCCCCUUUCGGGUAAGGUUGCGCGCUCGCAGGCGGUCUGA
Messenger RNA from Rasamsonia emersonii CBS 393.64, 600 nucleotides. RefSeq lists its product as uncharacterized. Bases 1 to 600 code for a protein of 199 amino acids. The transcript has 4 exons. Lineage: Eukaryota; Fungi; Ascomycota; Eurotiomycetes; Eurotiales; Trichocomaceae. The record is from RefSeq and is a predicted model, not a curated record.